Molecule: messenger RNA, 2892 nt
Organism: Salvelinus fontinalis (brook trout)
Lineage: Eukaryota; Metazoa; Chordata; Actinopteri; Salmoniformes; Salmonidae
Gene: fgf8a
Product: fibroblast growth factor 8a
Exons: 4
Coding region: 1227-1838 (203 amino acids)
Biological process (GO): heart morphogenesis; limb morphogenesis; positive regulation of protein phosphorylation
Cellular component (GO): cytoplasm
Molecular function (GO): type 2 fibroblast growth factor receptor binding; type 1 fibroblast growth factor receptor binding; growth factor activity
Source: RefSeq, a predicted model, not a curated record
AGUCUCUCACUUUUCUUCGGCAAUACACAAGAGACACAGCUAAAAAGUAUCCACAGCUAAUCCCAGUGACAUAUCCCAGUUUCAUCCAAAAAACGAAAAAUAUUAAAUCUAGGCAUCAUGUAGCUGUAAACUAGACUAUUGCAUAACAUUCGCAUUGAUGGAAAGGGGCUAUUGUCCUAAAAUGGACUGCAAUUUUAUGUUUGGAUUUUUCUCUUUCAAUUUGGAAUAUACUUUUUAGGAUAAUCUAGGAACGUUCCUUUAACUCGUUUUUGUUUUAAUUAAUUCAGAGGGUCGUUUCGGUGUAGAAGCGUCAUUGCGCGCUGGGUACGCAAGACUCCUGCUUCUCCGCAAGUGUUGACUUUUCCUCAGGUGAAAAUAUGUUUUAAACGCAGGGGGAGGAGGGACGCUUUUGUUCUGCAGAAAAAGGGGGCUUGUUCCUCGCAGAUCGCCCUUCCAUUUUAACCAGGGGUGUGAGUGCGAACAAGGGGUUGACAUUGGAACCUGCGAUGGGAGUAGAGGAGGGGAGACGGGAGUCGCCAGUCCUGCACUACCGAACACUGAAGCAACAUCACCCGCUCUGAAUGCACGGGACGCGCACGUUAUCCACCACGCAGAAGCCAGAUAUAAACUCUCUACAACAGGAUACACUGGAUGAUAGCGACUGAAGAUUCUCUGAAGGAAUUACAAAGAGAUAGCUAUCUGCAGCAAAUUAACUGUCAUCUUCAUUGGCAUCGGAUGACCUUGUAUUUGUAUCCUUAUUAUUAGGAAACUCAUCCAGCGCUUUCUUUGCCAAAACUUGAAUGCACCUCUCUUCUAAUUAAGGGCACUUAAACGUUGCUAAUCGAGAGGGCCGCCUGACAGAUAGACAGUUAUUAUCAAUAAUCAAUUAUCAUUCAUCAUUAUUAUCAAUUAUCAUUGUCACAGUUUCACAUUUUACUGUCAAGGUUGUCGAUCAGUUGUAAGCGUCAGCCUUGCCAAAACAGGCUAUGGACAUUUAUUUGACAUGAAAUGUACCCACAUUUUUACAAAAUAAUAGGCUUAAAACCACUUCUUCCACCAUCUUUGAUCGUUUUGGAUUUUGAUUAAGUUUUUGAAAAGCGACGACUUAAUCAAUUGCAACCGAAACCAGUGUUUCACACAGUUUACCUUUACCAAAUAACCUCGAGUUUGGAACACUGCAAGCCCUGUGGUCUGUAUUUAUCGAAGGAACAAUCAACACAAUCAACAUGCGACGCCUCCCUUCCCGGUUGAGUUAUCUGUUCCUACACUUCUUCGCAUUCUGUUACUAUGCUCAGGUAACCAAUCAGUCCCCGCCUAAUUUCACGCAGCAUGUAAGCGAGCAGAGCAAGGUGACAGACCGUGUGAGCCGCAGGUUAAUUCGGACCUAUCAACUUUACAGCCGAACCAGCGGGAAGCACGUGCAGGUUCUGCCCAACAAGAAGAUCAACGCCAUGGCAGAAGAUGGAGACAUACACGUAAAUAACACGGCUACUGUAUCAGCUGGUAUUGCUAAGAAGAGGCCGCGGACCGACAAAAUUGUCAAAUGGAUUGAAGAUUGUGCUGUAGGUGAUUCUCCAGAGAGACUCAUGUCUGGAAGAGCCAUUAGAAAUAAUCAUCCUUCAACCUCCAACCUCCUGAACAUUUCCUGCAUAGCUCUCCUGCUCUCUCUUUAUUCUGACCAGCUUCAGAACCAAAAUAGGGCCCGCCGAAUUUUCAACCAGCCCGCCUGCAUUUUACGCAGUUUCCCCUUGCCAGCCAGUCAACAUUUAGCCUUAUCUAUUAUCUUUGCAUAUUCACAAAUUAACUAUUUUUUUCAAAAUUGGAUUUUAUAUUUUUAAAUGAAGUCAAUUUUUUUGUGAUUUUUCAUUGGGCUAUUCCCAUUGCCAUUAAAUAGUGUUAGAUUUAAACAUAAUUUGGCAGCCAACUGGACCCUUGACUCUCUGUGUGUAUGCUGCUGUAGGUCCUGUCUAAUGUGGUGUGUGAAUACACUUGUGUGUGUGUUUGUGGUUUGCACCAGAGGGUGUGGAGGUGCUCAGGUCACCUAUGCCAGUGCCACCUGUACCAUGGUUGCAGGUUGUAUGUGUGGGUCUAAAGCUGUGGCUUGCAUGAGGUAUUUGUUGUUUAGCCCCACACCAACCAUCUAAGCAUAACCUCAACCAUAACCGUAACUCAAUGACCACGUGGGUGUGCAUGGAUCAGAGAGUGGUUAGAAUCUCUAGUAAGGGACAUACAAGUGGCAAACAUUUUGAACCGACAUUAUGCCUAUCUGUUGAAUUUUGCUGUGUGUCAUCAUUAUGUAGGUAGGGGGAUCGGAAACCCAGGAAGAGUAGGGGCUGCCUUGGCAGAAGCUAAUGGGGACCCUAAUAAAAUACCAAAUCAUAACUCUUAGUAAUGGCCAGGUGGGCAUUGUGUGCCUCCGUGGAAGGCAACAACAAAAUAGAUAAACAUAUUUUAGUUUGGAAACAAAGGAUAUCGGUGUUAUCAAUCAUAGAAGCAGUUGUGAGACAUACAGUAUCUAUAAACACAUAUUAAGAGAAGCCAUUUAACACGCUUCUAUUUAUGUCCAUCUGUCUCCAAGCGUGAUCUAUGAUAGAGAUGAAUGUGGUGCUUACGUGUGACGGGAGUACAGCUUUAGAGAAAAAAGUUGAUAGUCCUUCCAGGAUGGCCUCUUUAGUUUUCAAAGAAUUGAGGUACACAUGUUUUUAUGAUUCUGCAAGAUUUUAAGCUUGCAUAAAUCCUCAGGAAUGGUCCCCACAGGUUUUGUGUGUGUGUGUGUGAUAUAUAGAAUUUUCUCUUGUAAAAAUAUAAACUGAAUCAGCUUAACCAUGUCUUUAAGCAACAUCCUAUUACUAACAGUGCAUAAGCCCUGGUUGAUAAUAAAACUCCUUUGUU